UCUGCUAAAGUGUGGAAAGCUGUAGAAAUGACUUUCCUACAUAAUGGUAGAUCUUAGACCAGUGGUCCUUUGCUGCUUUUCCCCUCCCGCGCCAAGUGGUGGAUGAAACAGCUGGGGGGAGGAGAACAGAUUUCUGAGAAGGGGCGUGGUCGGAAGCGGGCUUUGUGGGGGCGUGGUCGGGGCGUGGCUCUACUCUGGGCUGGACCGUGUGGCUCCGGAGCGCCUGCGCAGAAAGGUGCGUUAAGAUGGCGGUCGCUGGAGACGACGGCUGCUCGGCGAUGGUGGUGUUUCUCUGAGAUGAAAUACAUAAAACCUUUAAUUUCAGAAAUUCAAUGGAAUUAUAAUUGGAACUACUCUGCAAUGUCUCUACUUGAUAGGCAAAGUGAGGGCAGACAAAGUGGAGAACAAGAGAGAUAUCUGCAAGCCAACAACAGGGAAUUUAACAGUCUGUUUGGAUAUCCGAACAAUAGCAUCAAGACCUCAAAAUAUAAUGCCUUAAACUUCUUGCCUAUGAACCUAUUUGAACAGUUCCAGAGACUUGCAAAUGCGUAUUUCCUCAUUUUGCUUUUCCUACAGUUGAUUCCCCAGAUCUCCUCCUUGGCAUGGUACACGACUGUGAUACCCCUGAUGGUGGUGCUAUCCAUAACAGCGGUGAAAGAUGGCAUCGAUGACAUGAAAAGGCAUAAAAAUGACAAUCAAGUCAACAAUCGUUCUGUUCUGGUGCUGAUGAAUGGCAGAAUAGUGACAGACAAAUGGAUGAAUAUCCAAGUGGGAGAUAUAAUAAAACUAGAAAAUAAUCAGCUUGUCACGGCUGAUAUACUAUUACUCUCUAGCAGUGAGCCCUACAGUCUGACGUAUAUAGAGACAGCCGAACUGGAUGGUGAAACCAACCUGAAAGUGAAACAAGCCAUCUCAGUUACCAGUGACAUGGAAGAUAACCUGAAGCUGCUGUCUGCCUUCGAUGGAGAAGUGAGAUGUGAGUCUCCCAAUAACAGGUUGGACAGAUUCACAGGAACACUGACUUAUAAGGGAAAAAACUACAUCCUGAACCAUGACAGGCUGAUUUUCCGAGGUUGCGUCAUUAGGAAUACUGAUUGGUGCUAUGGCUUGGUGGUUUUUACUGGGCCAGAUACCAAAGUAAUGCAGAAUGGUGGAAAGUCUGCCUUUAAACGGACACACAUAGACCAUCUCAUGAAUGUCCUUGUGCUCUGGAUUUUCCUGUUUUUAUGCGGCAUGUGUUUUAUCCUAGCAAUUGGGCAUUACAUUUGGGAGAACAAGAAAGGCUACUACUUCCGGGAUUUUCUGCCAUGGAAAGAAUAUGUCUCUUCAUCAGUUGUCUCUUCCGUCCUAAUAUUCUGGUCCUACUUCAUUAUUCUCAACACCAUGGUGCCCAUUUCUCUCUAUGUCAGUGUUGAGAUAAUAAGAUUGGGCAACAGUUUCUAUAUCAACUGGGAUCGGAAGAUGUUUUAUGAACUAAAGAACACACCAGCGCAGGCUCGCACCACCACCCUUAAUGAGGAGCUCGGCCAGGUCAAAUAUGUGUUCUCCGACAAAACAGGGACCCUGACUCGGAACAUCAUGACUUUCAGCAAGUGUUCUAUUAAUGGGAAAUUCUAUGGUGAUGUCUAUGACAAGAACAGACAGAAGGUGGAAAUCUCGGAGAAAACGGAAAAAGUCGAUUUCUCCUACAACAGACUGGCUGAUCCUAAGUUUUCAUUUUAUGACAAGACUUUGGUGGAAGCAGUGAAAAGGGGAGAUCGCUGGGUACACUUGUUUUUCGUGUCACUCUCGUUGUGUCAUACUGUGAUACCAGAAGAGAAGGUAGAAGCUGUGUUCAACAAAGUGCAGCCAGCCUUAUGCAGGAGCACUUUAUGUAGGACCAUCUCCAUGAGAUAUACCCAGGAGAUCUGUGAAAGUUCAAUUUCCUGGGCCGUCCUCCCAGAUUUUGUGAUUCUGUGUUCAGUAAGUUUGGGGAGGGCCCAGGAACCUGCAUUUUUAACAACCCUCUCCCCCCACCUCCACCCCGCUGAGCCAUCUUUACCCACUAAAGUUGGAGAGUAACUGACCU
Messenger RNA from Camelus dromedarius (Arabian camel), 2068 nucleotides. RefSeq names its product phospholipid-transporting ATPase FetA. The record is from RefSeq and is a predicted model, not a curated record. The transcript is spliced from 17 exons. Gene Ontology annotation, biological process: Golgi organization; phospholipid translocation. Gene Ontology annotation, cellular component: trans-Golgi network; plasma membrane. Lineage: Eukaryota; Metazoa; Chordata; Mammalia; Artiodactyla; Camelidae. The coding region runs from base 103 to 2061 and encodes 652 amino acids. Gene Ontology annotation, molecular function: ATP binding; ATPase-coupled intramembrane lipid carrier activity; magnesium ion binding.